Molecule: messenger RNA, 11385 nt
Organism: Leucoraja erinaceus (little skate)
Lineage: Eukaryota; Metazoa; Chordata; Chondrichthyes; Rajiformes; Rajidae
Product: stAR-related lipid transfer protein 13-like
Exons: 18
Coding region: 5469-9710 (1413 amino acids)
Biological process (GO): regulation of Rho protein signal transduction; actin cytoskeleton organization; signal transduction
Molecular function (GO): lipid binding; protein binding; GTPase activator activity
Source: RefSeq, a predicted model, not a curated record
UUAACAUAAACAUCUACCACAGUGACUCCUCCACAUUCCUCACUGUGAUGGAAGGCGGAAAAAAAUCUCUUCCCUUCAUUGAGCCUUCCGUUGAUGGGACGAUCUUGACUCCCAUAUCCGGCGGCGGGCCUCCUCGACUGGGCAAUCAAACUCCUGCUUUGGGGGAUCUCAAUUCCCCGUGCCGGGCGAUCGGACCCUGGGUCGGGGCUGAUCGAAACCUUCUGCGACUUUGGAGCUCCCGACUCGGUCUCUACCUGAGAUCGCAAGCUCCUCGAUGUUGAAAUCCGCAGGCCACGGUUGGAGCAUCGAAUCCAGGCAAGGAAUCGGCUCCGAUGUAAGUCCACACCCCACGGUGCGGCUCAAAGUCAGUCCCGAGCAAGGCCUCUAGCUCCAUGAUGUUAGGCCGCAGAGCGACCGGAGAUACGACCCGGAAAACAAUCACAUCUACGGCAAUUUAAGAGGUUGCAAAAAAGUUUCCCCCUCCAUAAAACAAACCAGAGAACAUUAACCCAAACUUUUAAAACACACUGAAAAUGACGAAAAAAAGACGAAAGGACAUAUAUACUGUUGGCAAGGCUGCCAUCGCGGAGCCAUUCAGUAGUAAAUAGGAUUAUGAUUAUGAUUGUGGCAAUCAAUUUGAUAGAAGUGGAAGCAGCGGUGGAUGCCCUGAUAUUGAGCUUUGGAAUAUCAAUAUGUGGCUCUAUAACAUGAUGGAUGCAAGUCUGAUCUCGUUGAAUGACUGACCUGUCAAUCUUUGUUGCUUGGACCAAAGAUAUCUGGUAGAAUAGAUGCAUUUCUUUGGGAAGGAUAAAGAUUAAAUCUCAUGUGGUAUUUUCAAAAAGCUGCUCUUCGUUUGAGUCUUGGAAUAUAAAAGUUAUAUCAUUUGUUUGUGAAGUGAUUUGAAUUUGUGACAAUAUCCUCAUGUAUUCAGCAAAUUCUGGAUUAUAUUAAGUCUUGGUACUUAAUCAAAGUUUUUCAGUGUGGGAAAAAUUCUUGAAAAUAAUUGGUCAAAACAGCUGGUUUUAAUUCAGUUGAUGGGAUGAGGUUGGAUGGGGUGAGACACACACUGUCUAAGCUGUAGAUCUAUGGCUCAUUGACGCUGCUGACCCAGUUACUCCCAGAAUGGAGAGUGGGAUAUAACUGGAGAAGAGCUAACUUGUAGAGGAGGUUUUGAGAGAAUUGUAUUAUUGAAGGUGGUUCAGAUAUAGGAGGUGACCUACAAACCCGCACAUCUUUGGGAAGUGGGAGGACAGCAGAACACCCGAGGUCAGGAUCGAACAUAGGUCUCUGGCGCUGUGAGGCAGCAGCUCUAACAGCUAUGCUACUGCACCACCCUUGAUAUCAAUGCUGGGAUUUAUUUGUGUGAAUGAGCCAAAGGUCAAUUGUGGGAAAGUAAUAUGUGGCAAUUCAGGGAAGUUGAGAAUAUGUCACUGAAAACACAACUGUGUAGAUAAGAAAUAAAGCUUGGAAAAUGAGUUGGAUAUGAGGAAGAGUUCAUUUCAACUCGUAUCAAGCAAACCUCAAGGUGCAGUGUUGGUAGCUCUCAUUUCUCAAUACUGCUGCAGAACUUGCAAGAUUUGUUCAUAAAUUUGGUUUAUAUCCCUCUGAAAAUUACUGGGACUCAAAGGACUUUGGAAUGUAUUCCAGGUCACUACAGGUUGAAACUCGCUCCCCUGAAUCUGUAUGUCUGGACCAAACAGCACUGAAAUUGUCUUUUAAAACCAAAAGGAAUGCUGCAGUCUUUCUUCUAACUGGUUCUUGCUGAAAUGGGAAAGCCUGCAUUAUGUGACUACAAGUCCCAUGUGGCUUUGCAUUAAUGGGAUACCCCAUUCUUAUCACUGGACACUGCAAACUCUUCCAAAGGGCAAAGUUUGAUGUCAUCAGAAGCUGGUAAGUGCGGGGUUAGGAGCUAUUUUGAAAACAGCUUAUGUGGAAUACAGAGUGUAUACAUGUAAAAUAAUCACAUUUAUAGCUUUUACAUUUAGUAUUGUCAAUAUCUUGUUAUAUACUCCUGUCAACAGUAGGCAUGGCAUUGUACAGUUUGAUAGCAGCGCUUAGUUUCAAUUGUAAGAAUGAAUGAAAGGUCAGUUGUGUAAAGUGGUAGAUUCUAAUUCAGGGAAGUUGAGAAUUAGUCAUUUAAUAUACAACCAUAUAGAUAGGAACAAUACUUGGAAAUGGGUUGGAUAAGAGGCAGGGUUAAUGCAUUGCAGGUUUUUUAUAAAUAAACAUGCUGAAUUACUUGCAAUCAUUUUUCAAUAUUACCACUAAAAUUGCAUGAUUUGUGCAUGACUUUCCUUUCUUUCUUUAGGCCAUGACCACUGCUGCUGCAAAGAGAAUAUUAGUCUGUUUUCAUAAUGAUGAUGGAUUAAAUGGGUCCACACAUUUUGAACAUCUGGUGUUCAUAGAGCCCUACAACAUGGAAAUAGGCCCUUUGGCCCAACCUGUCCAUGCUGACCAAGUUGGCAUGUUGGGCUUGUCUCAUUUGCCUGCAUUUGCCCCAUAGCCCUCUAAACCCUUCCGAUCCACAUAUCAUUCCCAAUGUAUUUGAAUGUUGUAAAUGUAUCUGCCUCCAUAGCUUCCUUAGGCAGCUCAUCCCAGAUAUGGACUACCAGCAAAUUAAAGAAAGAUGUGUACUUCUUUAGAUUUUCUCACAACCUCAUCUAAGAACACCACAAACGCUUAAUAAACAAUUAAAUGUUUUAGAAAUUGGUUGCAGGGUAGGAAGAAGGGUGACCAAUCUGUGCAGAGCAAAGUCCCACACAAAGAAAACCAUGAAGUUACAGAUGUUUUAAUGACAGUAUUUUUUUAGUUAUUUUUAGUUUUUAGAGAUACAGUAUUGAAAGGCUCUUCGGCCCAUCGAGCCUAUGCUGACCUGUGAUCCAAUGAUCACCUGUACGCUACUUCUAUUCUACACAUAGCAAAAUAUUUUUUACAAUGCCAAUUAUUGAACCCGGGUCUCUGCCGUUAUGAGACUAACUCUACUGCUGCAGCACCAAGAUUCAGCUUUAUAUAUUGGCCAGGAAAAAGUGAUAUUUUCCUGCCUCCUGGAUCAACCAUAUUGCAUGGGAAAAGUGAUCCAUACCUGGUCAUUUUUCCAAGUUGAUUGGAGUCUUUGCUCAUUUACAUAAAUUACGAGGAAUUUGGUGCAUUUAGAGCAAAUUUUGUGCCACUUGAUAUCCAAGGACUCAUUGUCCAAAAGCCACACAUUGACACUCCAGAUUUGUGUGUCGUGAAGAUAAGGGACGUGUUUGUCAGCUGCCUCCAGGACAACGACAUCAGUUGCUUUCCAUUGACCAGUAAAUGGAAAUUGGGCGGCACAAUGGCGCAGGGGUAGGGUUGCUGCCUUUCAGCGUCAGAGACCUGAGUUAGAUCCUGACUCUGGCUGCUGUCUGUACACUAAACUGAGCUGAGAAUGGAAAAACCAAUAACGAUGACAUAGAUCGUAAUGACAAGGGUGCCAGGGUAGGGAUCACCAAGAUCCGGAGAAGGUGCAGAGAGUUUCAUCAGAAUGCUGUCUGGAUCGGAGGGUAUUAGGAUUGGAUUGGAAGGAAAGCUUGGACGAACUUGAAUUGUUUUCUCCAGAGUGUCACGUCAGAGGCUGAGGUUAGACCUGAUGGAAAUAUAUGAAAAGUAAGAGACGUAGACAGAAUAUUUUUCCCAUGAUGGAAAUGUAAAAGAAUAGAGAGUAUAGCCUUAAGGUGAGAGGGUUAAAAGUUUAAAAGAUAAGCUCAGGGCAAGUUUUUUACUAAGAAAGUUGUGGGUGCCUGAAACUUGCUGCCAGGGGUGGUAGUUAAGGCCGACAUGACAUUAAACACAAAGUGCUGGAGUCACUCAUCUAUCUUUGGUAUUGCUACUCGAGCACUUUGUGUCUAUCUUCGGUAUAAACCGGCAUCUGAAGUUCCUUUCUACACAGCUAUGACAGUGGUAUUUAAGAGGUUUUUAGAUAGCCUCAUUUAUUCAGGAUAUGGAGAGAUAUGGAUCACGUGCAGGCAGAGGAGAUUAGUUUAACUUUGCAUCAUGUUGGGCAUGGACACUGUGGUCCAAAGGGCUGUUGCUGCACUGUACUGUACUCUGUUCAAUGUUCUAUCGUAGUGGAGAGCAUGCUGGAUGGUGCGUAAGGUGAGCAUUGCCACAUUACCACAUCCACGAGCUGAAUCCACCAUUAAGAUCCACACUGGGAUCACUCAUAGCCACCAUGAUCAUGGCUUACAAAAAUUGCAUGGCUGGUUGGAAUGUCCGCAAAGGUUUCAGAAGAAAGUUUCAACGGCAAGUGCUUGGUCACAGGGCUUAAGCAAUGUGGCUACCUGGUCAUUGGGUGGAUAAUUAAUGGUCCUAUCAACCAUGCUGUCAUAAAAAAGGGUGCCAACACAAAACUUCACCUGUACAUGUCCUCCAGAGAUGUGGCCUGACCCGCUGAGUUACUACAGCAAUUCAUGUUUUUUUUUUUUUGGUAAACCAGCAUCUGCAGUUCCUCGUGCCUCUAUGCUGCCACAUCUGGUCUCUUGCCACCACACCUCCUCUCCUAGGGGUGCUGUGUGGAGCUGUGGUUUCAUGGAAAACUUAAGUAACACACUCAGAUUUUCCUUUUCCCCCCCUUUGUGGCCCCUGUACCAUGCUGGCCCUGCUAGCAACACUGAGGCUGCAACUCAUUCAGCACAUGAACGAACCUGCAUCCGAUAACUUUAUUGUUAAUACUCUAUUGCAUAUCAGCGGGCAACAAUGCAAGUACAGCUUACUUCUUCAUUUACCAGAUGUUUCUGUUUUAGUAUUAUCACCUUAUAUUUAAAUUAAUAAUUUUUUCCCUCAGCAUUCUGAAUAAGGGUAAUAGAAAGAUCAUCGUUAAUCCAUUUACAGUAAUAUCCUACUGGUAAAAUUAAGCUUAAGACCAGUGCUUAUUGCCCACCGCAGUGUGUUUACAUAACUGUAACUCUUCAGACUGAGCACAACGAUGAAAAUGUAGGCUUUCCACAAGCAAAAGUUUGGAUAGACUGAAUUUUUCCAUGAACAUGCACAACAUCUAGUGAGCAACACAAUUGUAGUUUAGAACAGUCCUUAACAGAAUUAAAAGUCGAUUGUCCAAACGCAGUUUUUAUGACGUGUGCAUUAAUUGCCUCUUCUGAAGUUUUUAAGAGGAUGGCUUUUUUUCCCCCACAGAAAUGAAAAAGUGGGCGGGUGAUCAUUAAUCACAACUAUGCAAAUACAGACAAAAUAUCCUGUUCAAUCAGUCAGCAGCUUUAACUCGUUCCGCCUGCUCCUUGCUGCACACAGGCAGAUACUGCUCGUUCAUAGAAAAGGAUGGGAUAUAAUAAAAGUCUCUUGACUGAGAGGAUGAUCUGAUGGGAAGAUUCCCUUUAAUCGGCCAUUUAACCGUAUGUGGCUGAUGCAGUGAAAUCUGGGAAAAACGAAGACCUUUGACGUUUAAUAGUUUGUACACCACUUGACUGGGCGUAUUGGAAGACUUUAGAUUGAUGUACAAUGCAGCGCUGCUCCUGGACCCUGCACACUUGAGAACGACUUCUACUGAAGAACCUGGAAUGGAAUCAGCGGACAGUGCAAGGCAUCUGAAAUUACCCACAUCUGCGCUGGCCAUGUGUUGGGAGUCUUUGGCACAUACCUCACGAGAAGAAUGUUUCCUUGGGUGCCAGCAGCUUCAUAUAAACAAAACUGAGAUCAUUCAUCCUGAGAGAGAUGACGACAAGAGUUCAGAGAACACCACUUCAUCUCCACUGUGCUGUGUGGAGAACCCAUUGGGAUUGUGCAGGGGGCCUGAACAGUCCAAUCUGAAUACUGAACGGAAUGGGAGUCAGCAACAUGGAAUUUCACCGUUGCCUGCGGACUGGAAAUUGAGAAGUGACGCUGAGGAACCAGAUUCUGCCUUGAUUCACAGGGUGCCUUCCAUUUCCUCUGCAGUUCUGCACAAGAACACAUGUGUUACUGAAGGCCCACCAAUUGAGCUAAAAGUCAAGAAUCUUGGAUCAAGUGUCAUUGCGUUUUCUGACUAUGGGUCCCCAACUGAAUCUACACCCUGUAAAACUGCUGAGCUCUACAUUUCUGAGGUAUCAGAUGGGUUUUGUGGACCUGCUUCAUCUGAAGAGAUGCCACACAAUGCGGGAUAUUUUAUGAGAGCAAGAAAGCAAGGUGUCAGUGGAGAGCAGAGAAACACUGUGAGUGCACCUCUCUGCCAGCUUAGGAAACACAUGGAGGGAGUGAACAUCCAUGAGGAAGACAACCCAGCUGAGGAUAAGGAAAUAAGAGAAGAGAAUUCAGUGGAAGCAUUGCUAAUGGCUACAACACUCAGCAUCCGCCUCCGCAAUGAAUAUGCCAUUCCACAUGAAGAUGUCUUCCAUUGGAGAGACUCCAUGACUUUACUGAUGAGGAAGCUUGAUAGGCUGAACCUGGACAUCGAGGAUGCACUCAGUGCUACCCCCUCCCCUGCCAGCACACCCGCCAUCAAACGACGUCGCCGCCAACACCUAGCACUGCCACUGAAGCUGAGCCAGGAGACAGCCGAAAUAGAUGCCAAGGAAGCCUGUGAGUGGCUGCGAGCUGCAGGAUUCCCUCAGUAUGCACAACUGUAUGAAGAUUCCCAAUUCCCAAUUGACAUUGUUUCCGUGAAGAAAGAUCAUGAUUUUCUUGACAAAGAUUUCAUAGAACCACUUUGUAGGCGACUGAACACAUUGAACAAGUGCACGUCUAUGAAAAUAGAUAUCAGCCUUCCCAAGAAAAAAAGUGAAGACUCGGAUGAAGAAGAGCUGUGUGCGAUUAGUGACAAGUGGACUUUUCAAAGAAGCAGCAAGAGAUGGUCGAGGCUGGAUGACAUUGACGUGUUGUUUCCAAGACAGGAUGGCCACGUGUCCGUGGGGGGCAUGAAACUCAAGAAUACAACCAGCAGCGAGAGCGUGUUAACGGACCUCAGCGAACCCGAGGUCUCCUCCAUUCACAGUGAAAGCAGCGGGGGAAGUGACAACCACAGUCUCGCCAGUAGAGCCGUGGAAACGAACUGUGUGGCCACGGAGCACCCGGACUAUUCCCUGCGGAACUGCCCUGAACCCGUCGCGAUGCCGGAUGCCAUCUCGCUCCACAGUGCGUUCCCACAGACUGCGAAAGACUGCAGCUUUGGUGCCAAAGCAGAAAAGAAUGCAAGAAUGAAAGCCAGGAACCUGCUAAAACGCAUGGAAACGUUAAGACCCAGAGCCUCUCACAAGUUAAAGGGCUCCAUGCGUUUGGGACCUUUGGUCAUUAGUUCUCCCGUGCUACAGCAGGAGCCGGAGUCGUUGAAGACCAUGCGCUGCGUGGACAUAGUCAAUGGACAUCUUCACAGUAUGGCGAGGGAUUCUACCAAGAGUGGCUUCUCAUCAUCCACUCAGUCGAGUAGCGACAGCCACUCGGAAAACAGCGGGAGCACGGUGAGCACGCCGUGCUUGCAGUCAAGGAAGAGGCGCUUGAACAGCAAGCGGAGCGGCAUGUAUCUUGAAGACAUGGACAUCUUAUCGGGGGCGACCACGAGACAAGUGGCCGACCACAACCGCCGGAAUGAAUUCUCCUCCCAGGAGCACCUCGUCGUUCAUAUCCCCAAGGAUCACAAACCAGGCACCUUUCCCAAAGCUCUGUCCAUAGAAAGUCUAUCCCCCUCCGACAAGUGCAGCGAUGUCAACUGGCGGACUGGGAGCAUCUCGCUGAGCAAGCAGAAGUGUGGCAUGGGCAAGCCCAAGAGCUGCUACCCCGGGGCAAGCAGGAUCAGUAUCUACGACAACGUGCCAGGCUCCCACUUGUAUGCCAGCACCGGUGACCUCAUGGACCUGGAGAAGGAAGAUCUUUUCCCCCACUUGGACGACAUAUUGCAGCACGUCAACGGGUUGCAGCAAAUCGUGGACCAUUGGUCACGGAACAUCUUGCCCGAGAUACAGGAUGACCAGCUCUCGGUCUGCGAGCAACCCUACAGCUCCUCCAAUCACCUGAUGCUCGACUUCGAAAGACACUCCAUGUCCGACGGUCAGAUCACGCCCAGCGACCUGGAUCGCGACGGGCAGUCGCUCAACGAGGCGGAGGCAGUGGGGAUGCGGGAACGCCGGGAUUCCGGAGUAGGGGCGUCAUUAACCAGGCCCAGCAGGCGUCAGAGGUUACGAUGGCACAGUUUCCAGAUCUCACAUCGGCUCAGCUUCACUCUAGCCUCGUUGCAGAUCAGCAGCCACACUGCCGCCCAGCUCAAUUUGCUGCAGAAGUUCUCCCUCCUGCGACUCACAGCGAUAAUGGAGACUUAUUCCAUGUCCAACAAACAUGGCUGGACCUGGUCUGUGCCAAAGUUCAUGAAGAGGAUGAAGGUGCCCGACUACAAAGACAAGAAUGUGUUUGGUGUGCCUUUGAUAGUUCAUGUACAGAGGACAGGACAGCCUCUCCCACAGAGCAUUCAACAAGCCAUGCGUUAUCUCAGGAGUCAAUGCCUGGAUCAGGUGGGUCUCUUCAGGAAAUCUGGAGCCAAAUCCCGAAUUCAGGCACUUCGGCAGAUGAACGAGGCUUCACCGGAUAAUGUCAACUAUGAAGAUCAGUGCCCGUAUGAUGUGGCUGACAUGCUGAAGCAGUUCUUCCGCGAUCUUCCCGAUCCUCUGCUGACCAGCAAACUCGGGGAAACCUUUCUUCACAUUUAUCAGUAUGUCCCCAGGGAGCAGCGGCUCCAGGCGGUGCAGGCUGCCAGCAUGCUGAUGGCCGAUGAAAACCGUGAGGUCCUGCAGACACUUCUCUGUUUCCUCAGCGACGUUACGUCCGUAACUGAAAACCAAAUGACUGCCAUGAACCUUGCCGUCUGCCUUGCUCCUUCCCUCUUCCACCUCAACUUGCUAAAGAAAGGAUGCGCCUCGCCAAGGGUAAUGCAGCGCAAGUAUGCAACAGGGAAACCUGAUCAGAAAGAUUUGAACGAAAACUUGGCAGCAACUCAGGGCUUGGCACAGAUGAUUGCAGAGUGCAACAAAAUUUUCCAGAUCCCUCAGGAUGUGAUGACACAAUCACGGAACUCCUACAUUGAAGCUGAUGCACACCCUUUGACUCUGGAGGAACUGGGCAAGCACCUGGAAGAUGAAGGGGCAAACUACCAGACGUACCUGGAGAAUCUAAUACAGAACCUUCACAAAGAAGCCAGGGAGAAAUUUAAAGGCUGGAUUUCGUGUCCAUGCCUUGACAACAUUGAACUUGCUUAUAAGAAGGUUGGUGACGGUCACCCUCUCCGCCUGUGGAAGGUGUCGAUUGAGGUGGAGGCUCCCCCCUCGGUCGUGUUAAGCCGGGUGCUGAGAGAGCGGCACCUUUGGGACGAUGACCUCCUCCAGUGGAAGAUCAUCGAGAGCCUGGACAAGCAGACAGAAGUCUUCCAGUAUGUCCUGAACAGCAUGGCCCCUCAUCCCAGCAGAGACUUUGUCACUCUGAGAACGUGGCGGACGGAUUUACCGAAAGGAACCAGUGCCCUGGUAGCCAUCUCUAUAGAGCAUGACGAGGCACCCCUGGUGGGCGGAGUGCAGGCCAUGGUCAUGGACAGUCAGUGUCUGAUUGAGCCAUGUGGCUCUGGGAAAUCCAGAAUGACUCAAAUCAGCCGAGUUGAUCUGAGGGGUCGGACUCCAGAAUGGUACAACAAAGCCUUUGGAUAUCUCUGCGCCGCAGACGUUGCUCGAAUUAGGAACUCAUUUCAACCUAUCAAUGCCGAAGGGCCAGAAACCAAGAUCUGAAAAGGCGAAGACUCCGGGAGGAAAAUGGAUGUCAUUUGACAGGAUACGUACACACGGAAAUGGAGAAAGGGACCAUGAAGUGAUUCACACUAAUGGUGGAUCGUCUGGUGAAUAGAUUUGUAAAAUUAUCCCGUAUCAAGCGACUUGCCUGCUAGAAAUCUCGCAGUGCUAUACGGUUGCCAUGGUAUUCCUCGGGAUUAUUGACACAGUGGUGUUGAACUACAUUGUAUGUGGUGAACGUGCCAACAUCGCCUCUUUGUCUGUGAUUCAAGCUCUUAAAAUCCCUGAGCCCGUUGCUGAAUCAGUUUCUAAAAGAUCACGCCAACCAGAGCUGUUAGGAAAGCUAUUGUUUCAACAUUUCUUUUUCGUUUUUAAUUUAUCCAUGUGGGCACAGUGGGCUCUAGGUCGAGGACGUUGUAAUGGGGCUCCUGAAUAAUAAAAUCCACUAAACUACACACAAUUUUAAUCUGUGCCUUGCACAGCUUUGAGGAAUAAAUGCUUCUGAGAAGCAUUUUCAUUUAUAUAGAUAUAUGUGUAUAAUAAAAUAUAUAUAUAUAUAUAUAUAUGUAGAUAAUAAAGAUAUCUAUGAAGAAUAAGCAUAAAUAUAUAUAAAACUGUAUCCAGAUUUUAAGUCUUUAACAAUCAGCUGUUGUGCUGGCUAAUGAGCUGAUGUUCCUGUCAUUAUGAACCCAAUAUCUUGCCAUUGAAUUUGAUGCAGCUUUUUCUGUACAUGCCUGAUGUGAGGCCAAUUUGGUUGUGACCUUUAUCAAGGUCAGAUUUGCAUUUGAUACGUUGCCGUUGACUACCUGUCAUGAAAAUAGUCUGAAGAAGGGUCCUGACCCGAAAUGUCGCCUAUCCAGAUUCUCCAGAGAUGCUGCCUGACCCGCUGAGUUACUCCAGCACUUUUGUGUUCUUCAGAACCAUCAACAGACCUAGAAGUAAUGUGCAUGUACAAAUAGAGUAGACUGUUUCACUAAGUCCCUCCUUUCCAAUAUGCUGCACGGACGCAUGCACACACACACACACACACACACACACACACACACACACACACACACACACACCUAAAUGCACACACAUAUAAAUACACACAUAUAUAAAUACACACGUAUUUAUAUAUAUAUGCGUGCGCGCACAUUUUUAUAAGUAUGCACACACGCAUUUAUAUUGGAAGCUUGUUAAGAACAUUCCUGGGGAGGAUAUAGUAUUGAUUAUAUUCCAUAAUUUUACUGGGCAUGUUUUAAAAACACAUUAUAAUUUUCCUGAUAUUUUCCUACGCAAUAUUCAAGGUGCAGUUGCUCUUAAAUGAUUGUGAAGAAAUUUGUCAUGUACGUGUAUAAUCCGUCAUGAGUGUAGUCACUUUAUAUGCGCAUGUGUCAAGUAAAUAUACCUUCAUUUGUACAUGGCCAUAUUGUAAACAUAGUAUUAUAUCACUGAUUGGGAUUCAGAAUGACAAGGAAUUUUAUUUAAAGAUGUAACUAUUUAUACCUCAUUUUUACCUCAUUUGCUGGAAUUUUUUUGUUGACUGUAAAUAUGAUAUCUAAUAUUUGGAGUGAGAAAUUCUGAUACAGUUUAAAAAAAAGUGUGUGGUUAAUGUUUUCAUUGUUUCUUGUACAAAAUGUAUUUUUCUUUGUCAUAUUAUGAAAUGCACUAAUAAAGAUUACAUCAUAAGUAA